Molecule: messenger RNA, 2646 nt
Organism: Penicillium verrucosum
Lineage: Eukaryota; Fungi; Ascomycota; Eurotiomycetes; Eurotiales; Aspergillaceae
Exons: 3
Coding region: 1-2646 (881 amino acids)
Source: RefSeq, a predicted model, not a curated record
AUGGUGGCAAUAUCGGAGCUGUUGCAGAGCUGCCUCCGCCAGUUUCUCUUAUUAAUCAACUCAGACACGCUCGCCAACCACACUGGGGAGGUUCCACUACAAGAAUGGAGGGACGAACUGGGCCGACUUCGCGUGUGGGCAGCAAAUAUCGGUGCUCAUCAGACCCGUCAAUCCUCGCUGGAUUACCGUCUUAGGGAUGCUUCGCAUAUCAAGGGUCAGAUAGUGAGGCUCUUAGAGCAGUUCCAGGAACUACUCACUGACCUCCAGGAUGUGCUCGAAGAGAGCAGCGAUGAUGAAGCCCAAGACCAUCAGUUUAAAGAUUUGGGAGGUUCCGAAAGCGAGAACUCCACUACCGAGGUUCAAGAGAUUCAUCAAACUCUCGUUGAGACGAUCGAUCAACUCUACCAGAUGUCCAUGAUCAUCCGCAAACCAGCACAGCACGAUCGACUGGUCGGGACAAAAAAACUGGAUUCUGAACCUUUCCAGUUCUGGGCUAAGCAGCAUUCCUCCACCAGAUAUCCCAAUGCGGAUGCGCUGGCUAUUGAUCGUAUCAGCUCCGCAAUGGCCCGACAAAGGGCAAUCUUGAAAUACCGUGAACGACAUCACGCGAAAUUAAGUCAGGGCAUCGUUUCCGAGAGUGAUAAUAAAUCCACCCUACUAUCAGAAACGGUGGCAACAGAUGUGUUUAAGGAGAUACCUGGCCAACUUGGCGAUAUGGCCUCCGAUGCUGGCAUAUCCGAAACUUCAUACGGAGGCACCCUGCUCGAGGGAACUGGUGCAGAUACCCCCAAAAUACCACCUAUACCGAAAAAGGGCACGGGAAAGAGACCUUUUGAAUGUCCGUAUUGCUUUUACAUUAUCACGGUUCGAGACAGGAGAGCAUGGGCGCGCCAUAUUUUCCGCGAUCUGAUGCCGUACGUUUGCAUUUUCCCGGGAUGCUCGACGCCCAACAAGCUCUACGGCGGCCGUCGACAAUGGCAUCAUCAUAUUCAGCAAGCACAUGUUUCGGUACCAAGCACAAAUGGUACAUAUGACUGUUCUAUCUGCAAACAGGGCUCUCUUCCUGCUGUCGGGUUUCAGCGACACGUGGGGCAACACUUGGAAGAGCUUGCGCUGUUUUUGCUACCACGGACAGACGAGGACGAAGAUGAAAAUGAAGAAGGGACGGAUGAGAAUCUUAACAACGUAUCUUUGGACGACAAUUCAGUGGAGAGUGUCGAGCAGCGCCAUGAUACGAACGAUGCAGCAACCCCAGCUUCCGACUCCAAUCAUAGUGAUCUCAGUCCAUUGGGAGGGGGGCCAAGUAAACAUUCCACAUCUUCAGCCGAAGCGAAAUCGAGUGAUAGAGAGUCCCUAGGAGAGCUGGAAUCCAACGUAGAGGACGAAAUGCGCGCCUCAUCGUCCCCUUACAACCGAGAAUAUGAACUCGCUAUGAGCCAGAAGCUGAUGGAGAAGAGCAACCCCCAGCGGGACAUAGACAUGUGGAAGAAGCAUCAGGAUACUGAGCGUCUAGAGCACGAGCCAGAGGAGUACCAUGGCCGGACUGACCCGCGCAACUUCAGUGAGUCGCAGCUACUACGCGAAGAAGAGAUAUGGUCCGAAGGUGAGACCAGUGGGCGGCUGCGUAAGUCGCAGCAAUUCAAGCGCGUACGUACGCAUCAAUCCGCGGAGGACCUUAAGGCUGAAGAGCGGUACCAGCUUAACAGGCUUGCGGCAGAGAAGAGGGCUGAUGCUGAGGACGAAGAGGCUAGGAGGUAUCGAAUAGAGAGAUUGGAGGUUAUUAUGCGUAGGGAGGUUGAGAAAGAGGAGAGAGAGAAGCUCGUGCGGGAGGAAACGUGGAAAGAGAACGCCCGCCUGAAGACGAAGUUUAUACUGGAGGAAAAUUGGGAAGGGCUUGCCCGCCUGAAGGAAGAGAGGAAGAAGUCUAUACGGGUGGAAAAGUGGGAAGGGCUUGCCCGCCUGAAGGAAGAGGAGCGGCGUAAACAGCUCAUUCGGGAGAUUUCAGAUGAGGAUACGCGAAAGGUGAGGGAGGCCGAGGGGAAGAGGAAGAAGGAGGAUGCUCUAAAGGAUUUUGAUGUUGAGGAGUGGAAGCUCGAACAGGAGCGGAUCAAUCAGAUGGAGGCCGAGAUGCAAUCCAAGGAAUUCCGUGAGAGGAUGCGCAGCAUGAACCAUACCGACGAGGAGAUUGAUGAUUUUAUCAACAAGAAAAAGGCAGAGAAGAAGCAAAACGAUAAGAAAAACGAGGAGUCGCGCGAGCAACUACGCACCGCAGGGUUUAGCGAUGCAGUAAUCGAGUACAUAUUCCCCGGCAAGAAAAAGGAACGGAAAGAGGGGAAGCACAAGGAGCCUAAAGUGGAAGAGCCAAAGACAACUUGGAUUAUGUGCCACCGCAAACACCUGCUGCCCGAGACCUUGAUAGCCUACGAUCUUCCCUGGGACUGGGACGAGGAAGACCCCAACUAUAUCAUCAUCAAGAAAUGGAUUGCCGACGAUUCGCAAGACGAGCUCUUUUACCACACCCGCCGCUUGCGCGAGCGUAAGGUCGUCGCUCAGACCUCACCACCGGAAUCACCCAAUGUAAAGAAGGAUCGUGAGUAUAUCGUACGGAAGAAGAGUCCUAGCGGUCGUGUAAGGAUAUUCGGCUAG